Messenger RNA from Trichechus manatus latirostris (Florida manatee), 2834 nucleotides. RefSeq names its product WD repeat domain 24 (gene WDR24). Gene Ontology annotation, molecular function: protein binding. Gene Ontology annotation, biological process: positive regulation of macroautophagy; cellular response to amino acid starvation; positive regulation of TORC1 signaling. NCBI's taxonomy places the organism in Eukaryota, Metazoa, Chordata, Mammalia, Sirenia, Trichechidae. Gene Ontology annotation, cellular component: vacuolar membrane; GATOR2 complex; cytosol. The transcript has 9 exons. The record is from RefSeq and is a predicted model, not a curated record. The coding region runs from base 309 to 2681 and encodes 790 amino acids.
GUAGGGUCUUCCCCGGACCUCAGACAUGGAAUAACCGGCCUCAGGGCAGCUGGGGCACCAAGUGGCUUACCCAGCUAGGGUGAUGGGCUGGACUGACUCCAGUGAGUUUGCACUUGCCUAUUAAUUAGACUGACGGACUGAGACCCGUGGACUGCCCUGAACCAGCUCCCCAAGGCUGAACAGCCCAGCCCAGGCCUGAGCAGUCCUGGAGGGCCCAGCCAGUGUGAAGGGUCUGAAGUGAGGUUCACACCUACCCUCGACCAGCCCAGCCUCUUCACCGACCUGCUGCCGGCACCGGCUGCGCACCCAUGGAGAAAAUGUCCCGCGUAAGCACGGCCCUGGGUGGCAACGUGCUGACGGGCCGCACCAUGCACUGCCAUCUGGACGCGCCGGCCAAUGCCAUCAGCGUGUGCCGUGACGCGGCCCAGGUGGUGGUGGCCGGCCGCAGCAUCUUCAAGAUCUACAGCAUCGAGGACGAGCAGUUCGUGGAGAAGCUGAACCUGCGUGUGGGCCGCAAGCCUUCGCUCAACCUGAGCUGUGCGGAUGUGGUGUGGCACCAGAUGGACGAGAAUCUGCUGGCCACAGCGGCCACCAACGGAGUGGUGGUCACUUGGAACCUGGGCCGGCCGUCCCGCAACAAGCAGGACCAGCUGUUCACGGAGCACAAGCGCACGGUGAACAAGGUUUGCUUCCACCCUGCCGAGGCCCACAUGCUGCUCAGCGGCUCCCAGGACGGCUUCAUGAAGUGCUUCGACCUGCGCAGGAAGGACUCCGUCAGCACCUUCUCUGGCCAGUCUGAGAGCGUGCGUGAUGUGCAGUUCAGCAUCCGGGACUACUUCACCUUUGCGUCCACCUUCGAGAAUGGCAACGUGCAGCUCUGGGACAUCCGGCGGCCUGACCGCUGCGAGAGGAUGUUCACAGCCCACAACGGGCCUGUCUUCUGCUGUGACUGGCACCCUGAGGACAGGGGCUGGCUGGCCACCGGCGGGCGCGACAAGAUGGUGAAGGUCUGGGACGUGACCACGCCCCGUGCCAGGGAGGUGCACUGCGUGCAGACCAUCGCCUCGGUGGCCCGUGUCAAGUGGCGGCCUGAGUGCCGCCACCACCUGGCCACCUGCUCCAUGAUGGUGGACCACAACAUCUACGUGUGGGAUGUGCGCCGGCCCUUUGUGCCUGCCGCCAUGUUUGAGGAGCACCGCGACGUCACAACAGGCAUCGCCUGGCGCCACCCACACGACCCCUCCUUCCUGCUGUCCGGCUCCAAGGACAGCACGCUGUGCCAGCACCUGUUCCGUGACGCCAGCCAGCCCGUCGAGCGCGCCAACCCCGAGGGCCUCUGCUAUGGCCUCUUUGGGGACCUGGCCUUUGCUGCCAAGGAGAGCCUGGUGGCCUCUGAGUCUGGACGCAAGCCCUAUGCUGGUGACCGGCGCCACCCCAUCUUUUUCAAGCGCAAGCUGGACCCCGCCGAGCCCUUUGCGGGCCUGGCCUCCAGUGCUCUCAGCGUCUUUGAGACAGAGGCUGGCGGCAGCUGCAUGAGCUGGUUUGUGGACACGGCCCGGCGUUACGCCUUGGCCGGCCGGCCGCUAGCUGAACUCUGUGACCACAACGCCAAGGUGGCCCGGGAGCUGGGCCGAAACCAGGUGGCUCAGACGUGGACCAUGCUGCGUAUCAUCUACUGCAGCCCUGGCCUUGUGCCCUCCACCAACCUCAACCACAGCGUGGGAAAGGGCAGCUCCUGUGGCCUGCCGCUCAUCAACAGCUUCAACCUAAAGGAAAUGGCCCCAGGGCUGGGCAGCGAGACCCGGCUGGACCGCAGCAAGGGCGACACUCGGAGCGACACAGUUCUGCUCGACUCCUCCGCCACGCUCAUCACCAACGAAGACAACGAGGAGACCGAGGGAAGCGACGUGCCGGCCGACUACCUCCUGGGUGAUGUGGAGGGCGACGACGAGGAGCUGUACCUCCUGGACCCGGACCACACGCACCCUGAGGAGCCCGAGUACGUGUUGCCCCAGGAGGCCUUCCCACUGCGCCACGAGAUCGUGGACACGCCGCCUGGGCCUGAGCAUCUGCAGGACAAGGCCGACUCGCCACACGUGAGCGGCAGUGAGGCGGACGCCGUGUCGCUGGCGCCUGUGGACUCCUCUUUCUCGCUGAUCUCAGUCUCGCACACGCUCUACGACAACCGCCUGCCACCGGACUUCUUCAGCGCCCUCGUGCGCGACAUGCUGCGCUUCUACGCUGAGCAGGGCGACGUGCAGAUGGCCGUGUCGGUGCUCAUCGUGCUGGGGGAGCGCGUGCGCAAGGACAUUGAUGAGCAGGCCCAGGAGCACUGGUACACGUCCUACAUCGACCUUCUGCAGCGCUUCCGCCUCUGGAACGUGUCCAACGAGGUGGUCAAGCUGAGCACCAGCCGCGCCAUCAGCUGCCUCAACCAGGCUUCCACCUCUCUGCACGUCAACUGCAGCCACUGCAAGCGGCCCAUGAGCGGCCGGGGCUGGGUCUGCGGCAGGUGUCACCGCUGCGCCAGCAUGUGCGCCGUCUGCCACCACGUGGUCAAGGGCCUGUUCGUGUGGUGCCAGGGCUGCAGCCACGGCGGCCAUCUGCAGCACAUCAUGAAGUGGCUGGAGGGUAGCUCCCACUGCCCCGCCGGCUGCGGCCACCUCUGCGAGUACUCUUGACCCGGCCUUCGGGACACCUCUGGAACCUGCCCUGAGGCGAUGGCUUCUGCAGGAGCUCGGGACCCCAGCCCCCGACCGCGCCUGCAUGGACGCCUCUUGCCCAGACUUUGUGCCCAGGAGGAAGGGGCUGGAACUUGUGAACCAAAUAAAGCA